AUGACCAACGUACCCCUCCUCAAACACUCCGCGGCCUCACUGCAAGCCCUCUGUGCGUCCUGCGGCCUCAAGAAAUCCGGCACCAAAGCCGCGCUGGUCCUACGCCUCUCCCUCGCGGCCAAACACUUCCAGCCAUUGCCCCCAAAUACCCGCGUGCUCAGCAUCGACCUCGGCCUCAAGAACUUCGCCUUCAGCCUCCUCAGCCCGGCACCAGCAUCAACACCAGCACCAGCACCAGCACCACCCCGAGCCCCAACCCCAUCCUCACCCCUCCUGAACAUCUCCCCAGUGCACCUGCACGCCUGGCACCGCCUGGACCUGACCCUUCCGCCCUCAAGCACGCCCGAUGAACAAGGAGGAGAAGCCGCCGAGAAGGACAACGAAAAAGAAGAAGAAGGAGGAGGAGAUGGCUUCUCCCCGGCCACGCUCUCCGCCGUGACUGUCGACCUGGUCAAGUCGCACCUCCUCCCGCUGCAGCCGACCCACGUGCUCAUCGAGCGGCAGCGCUUCCGCACGGGCGGCGCCGCGGCCAUCUUUGAGUGGACGCUGCGGGUGAACACGCUCGAGGCGAUGCUGCAUGCCGUCUUUGCCGCGCUGCGAGGGGCGGCCCCGGCCGGGGAUGGGUUGCCGAAUGGGAUGCCGUUGGUGGUGGAUUCGGUGCUGCCCAGACGGGUGGCCGGGUUUUUGUUCCCUGAUGGACUGCUGCCGGUGCCGGUGCCGGAGCCGGAGGUGGCCGGUGUCGGUUCGCUGACAGGAGCAGGUGAGGGGAAGCGAAAGGGGAAAGGGAAGGGGAGGGGGGGUAAUGGGGCGUAUCAGCUGCUGAAGAAGGGCAAGGUCGAUGUGCUGGGGGCGGGGUUGAAGGAGGGCCAGUUGGUUGUGCCCCAGACGGAACAGGCGAGGGAGAUGGUGGGGUUGUUCCUGGAGGGGUUGGCGGCAAGGGGGCAGAGGAAGCGUGGGAGGAAGUCGAAGGAGGAGAAGGACGCGGUGGAUGAGAUCCUUACCAAGAUGGAUGACUUGUCAGAUGCUGUGCUGCAGGGUGCGGUUUGGCUCCAGUGGCAGAGGAACUUGGAGAGGCUGGUGAAGGAGCGGCCGGAACUGCUUGAAACGACCGAGAUGUAAGAGUUUGGGUAGGGUACAGUACAGGGGGCCAGUGAUCCGAAAGAUAGAUAGUGAAUCGGAGAUGGUGCUGCAUAUCCAAG
Molecule: messenger RNA, 1199 nt
Organism: Chaetomium strumarium
Lineage: Eukaryota; Fungi; Ascomycota; Sordariomycetes; Sordariales; Chaetomiaceae
Product: mitochondrial resolvase Ydc2
Exons: 1
Coding region: 1-1119 (372 amino acids)
Cellular component (GO): mitochondrion
Molecular function (GO): DNA endonuclease activity; crossed form four-way junction DNA binding; Y-form DNA binding
Source: RefSeq, a predicted model, not a curated record